GCGCGCCCUCCUCAGCGCGCUGCAAUUCGUCGGUCGCGCCGCACCGCCGCCCCGCACCGUCGCACGCAAUUGCACUGCACUCCGGGCUCCGUGCGUAAAAAGCGCACGCAGGAGCCGCGGGGGCCGGGGCGGAGGCCCGCGGCCCGCGCGGCUGCACUCGGCCCAACAGUCUCUACCAGACGCUCGCAAGAGCACACCGCCCCCACACAGGGCGUUCCUCGCGCGAAAACAACCCCCGAAGUGUUUUAAACUUUUGAAGUGCCGGUGCUGUUUCCCAUGAGUUUUCCGACAGUAACAAUCGCAAUUGGCCUGUAAUAUCGGAUUAUUAACGAGGAAUCACAAUUCCGAAAAAUGGGUAGCAGCGAAGGACAGCAGACUUUCUGUCUGAAAUGGAACCACCACAAAACAAACCUCGUGGAAAUCCUCGAGGCCUUGAUCAAAGUAGAGACCUAUGUGGACUGCACACUGGUUGUCGACGACCAGGUGACCUUCAAGGCGCAUCGGGUGGUCCUGGCGGCCAAUUCGCCUUAUUUUCAGUCGAUCCUAGCUGAUGUGCCGAUGGAUCACUGCAGCAUCCUCUUCCCGGGGGUGAAAGACUUCGAAAUGCGUGCGCUCCUGGAGUACAUGUACACGGGAGAAGUGAAUGUGACGCAGGCGCACAUCCCACGCAUCAUGAAAGUCGCGGAGCAGCUCGAGGUUAAAGGUCUGUUCGAUAUGACGGAGCUACGCCGGCGGCCUGGCGAGCGCACCCCCGCCGCGUCACCGCCGCGCGUGGUGCCCGCCGCGCCCUCCAGCGUGUCCCCGCCGGCGCCCGCGCCGCCCACGCGCUGGCCGCCACCACCUACACCGCCCGUCCUUUCUGCCGCGUAUGACUCUGCGGACAUGAACCCCCUCAAGCGCAAGAAACUCUCCAGUAUAAUGGCCACCCGUGACACCCCCAUUCUAAGGAACGUUCUCGCUCAGGCCACACCGCCUGACUCCUCGCAACCUGUAUCUCUUGUUUGUCAUCCGGUAAAUCAACACGCGCCUCCUCGUCUCCAUUCUAACGGUUCCGCUCAUGAUUCUGAACGUGCUGCUAGUCCUCAACGCCCCUUCGACUACCGACCUCGCCGACUAUCUUCUCGUGCCUCAUCUCCACAUUUCAAUAGAUCAGAUCGUUCAGAAGACGCUCACUCCCCUUACACCGAGCGUUCCUUUGAAGAGGAACACCCACGCUCAUUCCAUCCUUCUCCCCCACCUCCUAAUUUUCAACAAGAUGUUCGGGCCGGCUUAGCGCCGUACGUCCCCCCGCAACAGAAACCAGAAUGGAAACGAUACAAACAAUAUACUAGAUCUGACAUUAUGUCCGCAAUAGAAUGUGUCAGAAAUGGAAUGAGUGCUCUACAAGCGUCACGAAAAUAUGGCGUGCCUUCACGUACGUUGUACGAUAAAGUGAAAAAACUCGGCAUAACUACAAGUAGACCUAUGAGCCGCGGCGUUAAGCGGGAAUCAAAUGGCGCCGCGUUUCCAUAUGGUUUAAGCGGUACUGGUGGUGUUGAAGAGGGGUCCCCCGCUACACCAUUAAUUGACCCGUCUUUCUUGCAACAAGCAUUAGAAGGAGCGACCAGAGAUGGCGGACGCGAGGCACUUCACGCAAUGGCUCUAGCUGCCGCUGCGCACGCCGCCUUAGCUCCGCGUACACCUCCAAAGGCCGAACCGCUCUCACCGCGAUCGCCGCUCCCUGAUGACGACCACGUGGAGGAUCUUUCAGUUUCUCGCCGACGCGAUCCUGACCCACCAUCUGGUGUCAUUGUGCCGCCUCGAAACUUUGCACUAGAUUGCAGCAGUGAUCGAGAUUGAGAGUCAAAUGGGACGCGGUAACAUGGAAAAAAGACUGACUUUAGGCGUACAAGAUUAUAAAUUAAGGCACUUAUUUGGUAGGCUACUGGUAGGACGCGCCGCGCGCGCAUGCCACGCUGACCGGGAGCUCCGGCCGGGCGAUUGCAAUGGGCCCCGCGGCCAAUUUCAUUCUACCUCUCUUCUUCUCUAUUUAUUUCCUUUGCCAUAUCCCGAUAGCGAAAUCAAAUUUCCGUUGGUCGGUAGGCGUAUCUUUUUGUGAUUUUUUGUUUAUUUCUUCUUUCGUUUUUUAUGUUUUAUAACAUUUACGUCUUUGUUAAUCAAUAACGAACUAGGCUAGCUUUAAAUAUAAAUUAGUAAUGGUUGUUCUUAGUUGGAUUGGUAACCGUGUAGGGUCGCAGGGCAGGGAGGCAGUGCGACGGCCCUGCCGCUGCGCUUCGGGCGGGUCUGCCCCGCCUAGACGAGUUAUUGUGCAAUUUUGUUGUCCGCGACUGUGAUGUUUAUAGACUGAAACGCCACCACUACCUCACGCUCGCUACACUUAGCUCUAGUCCACCGCGCCGCGGUCUUCGCGAGCUCAACUCGUCUCGCCACCUACCAGGAGACCAUAAGAACGAGCCGAUCGCGUCUCGCGAUUUUUGCGGCUCGGUGUGUGACGCUUGUCACUGCGAAAAGCGACGUACCUAUACCUACGUAAUAUAUUUACUAUUAAAAUACAUAAAGUCCUAUGUUACGGGUAGAUUAAUUAUUAUACUGUUUGUCGAUUUGCCAUAAAUGUUCAUUGUUGAUACAUAGAAGUGUGUGCUCACUAUAUAAAUCAUUAGUAAUAUUUUUCUGCACUAGCACGGUCGUUCUUCUAGUUCUAAGAAGUCGAUUUACUUAUAAGAAUGCUCAAUGUCGUAUUUUUAAUAACAUUUCCCUAAUCUACCUAACUGUUAGGUAUUGCAAUUUGCUAUAUAUAGAA
This is a messenger RNA of Cydia splendana, 2800 nucleotides long. RefSeq names its product protein bric-a-brac 2 (gene rib). Gene Ontology annotation, biological process: regulation of transcription by RNA polymerase II. The record is from RefSeq and is a predicted model, not a curated record. Gene Ontology annotation, molecular function: DNA binding; protein binding. The transcript is spliced from 2 exons. NCBI's taxonomy places the organism in Eukaryota, Metazoa, Arthropoda, Insecta, Lepidoptera, Tortricidae. Gene Ontology annotation, cellular component: nucleus. Bases 352 to 1839 code for a protein of 495 amino acids.